Molecule: messenger RNA, 1113 nt
Organism: Emys orbicularis (European pond turtle)
Lineage: Eukaryota; Metazoa; Chordata; Testudines; Emydidae
Gene: TRAM2
Product: translocation associated membrane protein 2
Exons: 11
Coding region: 1-1113 (370 amino acids)
Biological process (GO): protein insertion into ER membrane; SRP-dependent cotranslational protein targeting to membrane, translocation
Cellular component (GO): endoplasmic reticulum membrane
Source: RefSeq, a predicted model, not a curated record
AUGGCCUUCCGCCGGCGGGCCAAGAGCUACCCGCUCUUCAGCCAGGAGUUCCUGAUCCACAACCACGCGGACAUCGGCUUCUGCCUGGUGCUCUGCGUGCUCAUCGCGCUCAUGUUCGAGGCGACAGCCAAGACUGCCUUCCUAUUCAUCUUACCUCAGUAUAACAUUAGCGUGCCUACAGCAGACGGCGAGCUAGUUCACUACCGCUACGGGCUAAAGGACUUGAUCACCAUCCUCUUCUACGUCUUCAUAGCAAUCAUCCUGCAUAUGGUGUUGCAGGACUACGUCCUCGAUAAAAUCAACAGGCGGCUCCACCUCUCCAAGGUCAAACACAGCAAGUUCAACGAAUCAGGGCAGCUGGUAGCGUUCCAUCUCACCUCCAUGAUCUGGUGCUUGUAUGUAGUAGUGACGGAAGGAUACUUGUCAAACCCGAGAAGCUGGUGGGAAAACUACCCUCAUGUUUUUCUCCCGUUCCAGGUGAAGUUUUUCUACCUUUGCCAGCUGGCCUACUGGCUGCACGCACUGCCUGAGCUGUACUUCCAGAAGGUGCGCAAGGAGGAGAUUCCUCGUCACCUGCGGUACAUCAGCUUCUACCUGAUGCAUAUAGCUGGAGCAUACCUCUUAAACCUAACCCGCCUGGGGCUCAUCCUCUUGCUGCUGCAGUACUUCGCUGAAUUCCUCUUCCACAUGGCCCGUCUCUUCUACUUCACGGAUGAGAACAACGAGAAGCUGUUUAAUGCCUGGGCAGUGGUGUUCGUGGUCACCCGGCUCUUCACCCUCACCCUUUCUGUGCUGGUCAUUGGCUUUGGGCUGGAUCGGGUGGAGAACCAGGAGUUCAACAUAGAGAAAGGAAACUUCAGCACUCUGUCUUCCAGGAUGUUUGUGCUGUCCCUGGUGUGCCUCUUCCAGGCCUGGCUGAUGUGGCACUUCAUCCGGUUCCAGCUGCGGCGCUGGCGGGAGUACCGGAAUGAGCAGAGCGCCAGGCAGAGAGCCGCUGCCCUCACCAAACAGCAGUCCAAGCCCGUCAAGAGGGAGUCGGGUUACCAUGAAAACGGAGUGGUGAAAGCCGAGAACGGAACCUCCCCACGCACCAAGAAGCUCAAGUCUCCGUAG